Molecule: messenger RNA, 429 nt
Organism: Ylistrum balloti
Lineage: Eukaryota; Metazoa; Mollusca; Bivalvia; Pectinida; Pectinidae
Product: UDP-N-acetylglucosamine--peptide N-acetylglucosaminyltransferase 110 kDa subunit-like
Exons: 1
Coding region: 1-429 (142 amino acids)
Biological process (GO): protein import into peroxisome matrix, docking
Cellular component (GO): cytosol; peroxisomal membrane
Molecular function (GO): protein binding
Source: RefSeq, a predicted model, not a curated record
AUGACAAUUUGGAUACUAUCCUUAGCAGCCUUCUUGGUAAUAGCAGCUGGUAGCAGUUCUUCAUCUGAAGAUGAUAAAUUUCAGGAUGUUUUCGAUCAAGGAAUGAAAUAUCUUAAGAGUGAAAAGUAUGGUAAAGCAGUAAAAAGUUUUAAGAAAGCGUUAAAAAUUAAUUCGAAAGAUGCCGACGCCUUAAAUCAACUCGCUUAUUCACAAAGAAAAAAUGGGCAGAUUGACGAGGCAAUAGCCAACUACCAUAAGGCUUUGAAAAUUAGACCUCAAUUUCCUCAAGCAAGAGAAUACUUAGGAGAAGCUUAUUUGCAAGCGGCCUUAGCAGAACUUGAGCAAUUAAAAAAAUAUGGCUCAAAAGCAAAACAUGAAUAUGACGAUUUGAAAGAAGCCAUUCUCGAUCUUCCUUCACAGAUAAAAUAA